Molecule: messenger RNA, 1173 nt
Organism: Sesamum indicum (sesame)
Lineage: Eukaryota; Viridiplantae; Streptophyta; Magnoliopsida; Lamiales; Pedaliaceae
Source: RefSeq, a predicted model, not a curated record
CUUUAUUUAUGGAACAAUCGUUAUUCUCACUUCUUUCUCCAUUAUUGACAUCAAUUAAACUCGAAGAUGCCAUUAAAACUUUUCUUCCCUGAGCUAAAAGAAGUGGCUUUCGUCCGUCUUCUUGCAAACCCUAGGUAUCUAGUCAAGUUGGAGGGGGACACUUGGAUUGACCCAAAACAUGAAAUACUUCAAGUAUUUGUGCUUAUGCUUCCUAAUCACUAUACUCAGUGGGCCAUCCUCCAGUUAUGGAAGUAUGAUUGAUGAAAAAGAUUUGCAUGUUGGUGAGGAGCUGUUGAAGGAAACAUUGCCUUUACAAAAUGGUGCUCGUCUCUACCAAUUGCGAGGAUUGAGACCCCAUAUGUGGUAUGAAGUGAAGAUAUCAUAUCCUGCUUCUAUACCUGCCAGCUUCUCUUUGCAACUAAACAGAGGUAGUGCAGACUUGGGGCUGAAUCUAGGAAGAAAAUUGCUUAAUACUGAAAAGAUAAUUUUCAUGACUGAUGGAAUGCUCUUGUCAACUGACCAGGGUGGCAUGUCUAUGCUUGUCAACGUGAAACCUGAAGGGGUGGUUGCAAUACCAGGAUUACAGGAAAGGGACUAUAUUAUGUUUAAUAUAGUUUGUGAUGAACUGUUGCUGGGCAUUCCCCACAAGGCUUGGUAUGUCGUAAUUUUGGCAUUGGGUUGUUUGGUGUUGGCUUUCGUGGUUCCAUCAUUUCUUCCCCCAUUUCUGCUGCCAAAAAAUGGAAAUUCACCAUUCUCUGAUCAGGCUGUUACCAAGGAUUCUUAGAGUCAUUUUUUCUCUACAUGUUCCUGGCAAUAUUUGCAAGAGAUUGAUUGAGCCCCGAAUGAUUUAGCUCGACAUGGCCUCCUUCCCUUUCUCCCUCGCUCUCUCAUUCAAUAGUCAUGCUGCAUUUUGUUAAAUUUGUACUGCUUUCAAGGUUCAUAUUGGAGCGAUGUUAUUGAACUUUUGGUAGCGUGGCUAUAGAGAGAAUAGAGGUAGUUUUAUAUAAAACAAGCAAUUAGGAUUCGCCUGAGGUUGUCCACUACCUACGAAGACAACUCCUCCUCCUUUCAGAAACAUUGUUCGGGCUCUAUUUGUAGUUACGAGCUUUGGCUGUGUUUUGGAUUGGUUCAAAGUGAUUUUUAAGUUUUUCUUACUAGAUUUACUUCUGCAAA